Molecule: messenger RNA, 1656 nt
Organism: Acaulospora morrowiae
Lineage: Eukaryota; Fungi; Glomeromycota; Glomeromycetes; Diversisporales; Acaulosporaceae
Source: the annotation of a GenBank genome assembly
AUGAAAAGUGACGAAAAAAAGAUAAAGCUAAAACCUCCUAGUCCGAAUUUACCUGUCGUGGCUUCGUCGAACAGACUAAAACCAUGUUCUAAGCCACGUGAGAACCUGAGUUUAUCUCAUUCAGAAUUGCCCGCUCUGUCACCAACACCUAAGUCGCCCUGUUUCGUUCAUUCCUGUAUCGAUCAAACGCUUUCAAUAUCCGAAAUUAUCAACAGGUGUGAUAAUGAACUAACGGAAUAUUCAAACUUGGCGGAAACUGCUGUCAGCGUACGAGAGCUAUCCAAGAAGCUUGGUCAGGCCCGUAUCCAAGGCGUCAUGCAAACUGUCAUGAUAGUCACGAAACCUGGUGAUGCACGCUCGAUUAAGGUUACGCGCGAAUUGGCCAUGUACCUAAUCACCAAUCCUCGCUUUGGUAAAGAUCAUGGUGUCACCGUGUACGUGGACAUAAUAUUAAAAGAUGUCAAAAGAUUUGAUUAUAAAGGAAUGUUAGAAGAAUCACCAUUGGUUAAAGAUUAUUUGAAAUUCUGGACCAAUGAGUUGUGUGCUGAACGGCCAGAGAUAUUUAAUCUUGUUCUAACGCUUGGUGGUGAUGGAACAGUGCUGUAUACAUCUUGGUUGUUUCAAAAAAUUGUACCACCGGUCUUACCCUUUCACAUGGGUUCACUUGGAUUUUUGACAAAUUUUGAUAUGAAGAAUUAUAAGGAACAUCUUACAAACGCUAUGGAGAAAGGCAUUCGAGUGAACUUAAGGAUGCGUUUCACUUGCACCGUGUAUCGCAGAGUGGCGAAUCCAAAUACCAAUAUUAAAGCGAAACGAUGUGCCGAAACUGGUGAAAUUAUGAUGAAACGUUAUAUGAAUGAUGGUGGAAGUUGGGAAGCCGUCGAGUCUACCUCACAUGCAGAUGCCGUUCGUCGAUACACUCAAGACAAAGAUUUGCCAUGUCUAGUCACUCAACCAGAGAAAUCUUUUGAGGUGUUAAAUGACUUGGUGGUGGACCGUGGGGCCGAUCCAUACAUGAGUAUGCUCGAAUUGUUUGGUGAUGACCAGCACUUGACGACGGUUCAAGCUGACGGGCUUGUCAUCGCCACACCUACUGGCUCAACUGCAUACUCUGUGUCGGCAGGUGGUUCACUCGUGCAUCCAGCAAUAUCCGCACUGUUGAUUACCCCAAUUUGUCCGCACACGUUAUCUUUUCGGCCAAUGCUUUUGCCAGAUUCCAUGGAACUAAGAAUAUGUGUUCCGUAUAAUAGUCGUAGCACUGCAUGGGCAAGUUUUGAUGGACGAGGUAGAAUUGAGUUGCGACAGGGUGAUCACAUAAAAGUCACUCCCUCAAAAUUUCCGUACCCAACAGUCUGCCACGAAUCGCAAUCGCGAGAUUGGUUUAACUCAAUCUCCAGAUGUUUACGUUGGAACGAGCUCGAUGAUGCCAGCGAACAAGAAUUAGUUGAAUCCGGAGAUGAUCAACUACGAAAGGCAAGUAAUGAUGUAAAUGGUAAUAAGCCUUCGCAUCAUCGCCAUACAUCGAGUAAAACACACCAUGAGUUUGCGUUCGCUUAUUCUGGUAAGGACGGAUCAGAUUCGAGUAGUAAUAAUAGCAACAGCGGAGGGGAAGAGGAAUGGAGAGUGGUCAUGCGUAAAAACAGAAAAAAGAAAUAA